CUCUUUUUAUCAAAUUACCAGGAAAAAAUUGUUUCUUUCUAAUUAGAAGAAUUAUAAUCAAAAUCCAAUGAGAAGUUUAUUCACGAUCGGCCUAAUUGCAGCAUGGUACUCCUCGAACAUUGGGGUCUUGUUAUUGAACAAGUUCUUGCUAAGCAAUUACGGGUUCAAGUACCCGAUUUUCCUCACGUUAUGCCACAUGUUGGCUUGUUCUUUGCUGAGCUACAUCGCUGUUGAAUGGCUCAAAAUAGCUCCUCUGCAAAGGGUAAGGUCGCGGUUGCAGAUGCUGAAGAUAUCCGCCUUGGGGAUCAUCUUUUGUUUAUCCGUUGUCGGUGGGAACAUUUCACUUAGAUUCCUUCCGGUUUCGUUCAACCAGGCCGUGGGCGCCACCACGCCAUUCUUCACGGCGGUUUUCGCGGUCGUGAUGACCUACAAGAGAGAAGGUUGGGUUACGUAUGUAACCCUUAUCCCUGUUAUUGCAGGUGUAAUUAUUGCCAGCGGGGGAGAACCAUUGUUUCAUCUGUUUGGAUUUAUAAUGUGCAUUGGUGCCACUGCUGCAAGGGCUCUUAAAUCAGUGCUUCAAGGGAUUUUGCUUUCUUCCGAAGGGGAAAAGCUCAACUCCAUGAACUUGCUGAUGAACAUGGCACCUAUAGCUGUCAUAGUCCUUAUCCCAGCAGCUAUUUACAUGGAACAAGGUGUGAUUGGAAUCACUGUUGCACUUGCAAGAGAUGAUUGGAAGUUCCUAUUGUAUCUCCUCUUCAAUUCUGCCCUUGCAUAUUUUGUCAACUUGGCUAAUUUCUUGGUCACCAAGCAUACCAGUCCCUUGACUCUCCAGGUGUUAGGAAAUGCGAAAGGGGCGGUGGCUGUGGUUAUAUCGAUCUUGAUAUUCAAAAACCCGGUAUCAGUUGCAGGGAUGCUCGGGUACUCUCUCACGGUAGCAGGGGUGGUUCUCUACACUGAAGCCAAGAAAGGCAAUAUGUAAAAUAAGGGCAUUUAGCAGGGAACACCAAUUCCACCAAAUGUUGUGCGUGUGUGUGUUUUAGUGUGGGAUGAGGCUGUUGAAACAAGUAUCAAUUCAGGCUAUGUUAAGUUGUCCCUCUUUUUGCAGAGAUAACAAGUAGGAGAAUUGCAGUUUUGUUGAACAUACAUGUCUUCUCUUCUUUUAUGGAAAAUUUGGCAGAAUUUUCUU
Molecule: messenger RNA, 1186 nt
Organism: Hibiscus syriacus
Lineage: Eukaryota; Viridiplantae; Streptophyta; Magnoliopsida; Malvales; Malvaceae
Product: probable sugar phosphate/phosphate translocator At3g11320
Exons: 4
Coding region: 68-979 (303 amino acids)
Cellular component (GO): Golgi apparatus
Molecular function (GO): antiporter activity
Source: RefSeq, a predicted model, not a curated record